Caenorhabditis sp. 36 PRJEB53466 is the source of this 1270-nucleotide messenger RNA. NCBI's taxonomy places the organism in Eukaryota, Metazoa, Nematoda, Chromadorea, Rhabditida, Rhabditidae. The record is from the annotation of a GenBank genome assembly.
AUGAGGCUACGGCUGAACUCGAUAUCCGGAAAGACGAAACUUCCCGACCAAAAAGUCAUCUCGACGCUGUUCUCGCCGAUCAGUGUUCCAUGGAAACAUCAAUUCGAGACUCUCGCCGUUAUGGGCUUCAUUUUCAUGUGGGUAAUCUUGCCGAUCAUGGACCUUUGGGUGAGUAAAUCAAAUCCAAUCGGAACACGAGAAUCGAUGUGGUUCAGGUUCCUUUUCACAUUCUGUUCAACACACGCUGGUGGUUUCUUGUUCCUCUCUACGCUGUCUGGUUCUACUAUGACUACGAGACACCCAAGAAGGCAUCACGGAGAUGGGUGAGAAGGUCUUCCUUUGGAAAACACUUAGAAUAAUGAUUAUUUUUAGAAUUGGGCUCGGAGGCACGUCUUCUGGAAGUACUUUGCCGAUUACUUCCCUCUGCGGCUUAUCAAAACUGCCGAGUUGCCGCCGGAUCGCAACUACAUCAUCGGGUAACCGACAUCAUUGCAAAAGCUGUGUCUUAACUAACUUUCAAUUACCAGAUCGCAUCCGCACGGAAUGUUCUCGAUCGGCGGUUUCAUAGCCAUGAGCACGAAUGCGACCGGAUUCGAGGACAAAUUUCCUGGGAUCAAGUCUCAUAUAAUGACUCUCAAUGGACAGUUCUAUUUCCCGCUGAGACGCGAGUUCGGAAUCAUGCUCGGAGGCAUCGAAGUGUCGAAGGAAUCCCUCGAAUACACGCUCACGAAAGCGGGGAAAGGCCGCGCGUGUGCUAUCGUUGUGGGCGGAGCCACCGAGGCUCUGGAUGCACACCCGAAUAAGCACACUCUGACGCUGAAGCAUCGACGUGGAUUCUGCAAAUAUGCUCUGAAAUAUGGGUUUGUACUGAACUACGAUUCACUUUCAUGGCUUUUUUUUCUUUUAUUUCAGAGCAGACCUCGUUCCGAUGUACAACUUUGGAGAAAACGAUCUUUACGAACAGUACGAUAAUCCAAAGGGAUCCAGGCUGAGGGCUGUCCAGGAGAAGAUUAAGACGAUAUUCGGUCUGUGCCCGCCUCUCCUGCGUGGGCGAUCCAUUUUCAAUCAGUACAUGAUCGGACUUCUUCCGUUCCGGAAGCCAGUGACCACAGUCAUUGGCAAGCCGAUCAGAGUCACUCAAACGGAUGAGCCGACGCACGAGCAAAUCGAUAAGCUGCACGCCGAGUACUGCGGCGCUCUCCACGAUUUGUUCGAGGAAUACAAGCAUCUGCAUUCAAUCCCGCCCGACACUCAUCUCAUUUUCCAGUGA